This is a messenger RNA of Symbiodinium sp. CCMP2456, 776 nucleotides long. NCBI's taxonomy places the organism in Eukaryota, Dinophyceae, Suessiales, Symbiodiniaceae. The record is from the annotation of a GenBank genome assembly.
GCGGCAGUUGUCGCAGCAGGACCCGCCGUCGAGGACGGAGUCGUCGUCGGCGACAUCGACGUCGGCACCGAGACCGGAGGAGGCGGCACAGAAGGAGGCGCCGGGGGAAGAAGCGGCGAAGGUCUCGCUCGAGGUCAAGAAAGCGCCGAAAGGCAAAACCUGAUUCAAACUCAGGUGAUGCCAGCACGUAUUCUCCCAGCCAGCCCGAGGACAAAGACUCCGAAAGCGACGAGGAAAGCGAGCGGAGUGAGGACAAGCAACAAGCUGCCAAAGAAGCAGCCGCCAAAGCCACUGAAAAGGCGCUCGCGCAAGCUCGGAAGGCCGUCCAAGAUGCGAUAAAGGAAGAAGAAGCAAGGCAACGCGUGCAGGUCGAAGAAGGCGUUCUUGCAGUGCAAGCCGAGGUGGAGCAGGAGAUUGCGGCCAGACUGUCGGAUGCAAAGGAGAAGCUGAUGGCAGAAAAGGCUUCGCGACUUCAGGAGGCUGAGGAGAGGCUUGACCAGGUUUUCGCCUGUCGCCUGCAAGACGCCACCGCCAAUAUUCGCAAAGCCAUCCAGGCAAAUGUUGACGAGGGUCGUAAGGAGCUCGAGGCCAAGGCCCAGAAGGCUCUUCAGGAUGCUCGAGCGAAGCAGCUGCAUGGACAGGCGCCCUCCUUGGCGACCGGCCGUUCUUCCGCAGAGUCUGUGACCGUAUAUGACCGCAAGCCAUGCAUAGCCAUACAACCAUUACAACCCCUCCCCUCUCGCAAUCUCUCGCAGCUUGGCAGCUGGCGAGGUUAA